Molecule: messenger RNA, 1155 nt
Organism: Aspergillus aculeatus ATCC 16872
Lineage: Eukaryota; Fungi; Ascomycota; Eurotiomycetes; Eurotiales; Aspergillaceae
Product: glycoside hydrolase family 28 protein
Exons: 4
Coding region: 1-1143 (380 amino acids)
Biological process (GO): pectin catabolic process
Cellular component (GO): extracellular region
Molecular function (GO): polygalacturonase activity
Source: RefSeq, a predicted model, not a curated record
AUGCUCGUCAACUCGGCCGUUCUCUUUUCGCUGGCCCUCGGGGCCAUCACCGUCAGCGCCGACCCGGCUCCUGAGCCCCCUGCGAUCACCGCAGCGCCCAAGGUGGGCGAUUUGGAGAAACGGGCGACCACCUGCACGUUCUCGGGCUCCAACGGUGCCUCCUCGGCGAGCAAGUCGAAGACCUCCUGCUCGACCAUCAUCCUCUCCAGCGUGGCCGUCCCAUCCGGCACGACCCUGGACCUGACUGACCUGAACGACGGAACUCACGUCAUCUUCGAAGGCGAAACCACCUUCGGCUACGAAGAAUGGUCCGGCCCGCUGGUCUCCGUCUCCGGCACGGACAUCACCGUGACCGGGGCCAGCGGGGCGUACCUCAACGGCGACGGCAGCCGCUGGUGGGACGACGAGGGCUCGAACGGGGGCAAGACCAAGCCCAAGUUCUUCUAUGCGCACGAUCUGACCGACUCGGUCAUCAGCGGGAUCUACAUCCAGAACUCCCCGGUGCAGGUGUUCAGCGUGGACAACUCCAACUACCUGACGCUGGAGGACAUCACCAUCGACAACACGGACGGCGACGAUGACGGCGCCGCGAACACGGACGGGUUUGAUAUUGGUGACAGCACCUAUAUCACCAUCACCGGCGCGAACGUGUACAACCAGGAUGACUGCGUCGCGAUCAACUCUGGCGAGAACAUCUAUUUCUCCGGCGGCGUCUGCUCCGGCGGCCACGGCUUGUCCAUCGGCUCCGUCGGCGGCCGCAGCGACAACACCGUCAAGAACGUGACCUUCUACAACUCGGAGAUCAAGAACUCGCAGAACGGCGUUCGCAUCAAAACCAUCUACGGCGACACCGGCUCCGUCUCCGAGGUGACCUACCAGGAGAUCACGCUCUCCGAGAUCACCGAGUACGGGAUCAUCGUGGAGCAGAACUACGACGACACCUCGGAGGCGGCCACCACCGGCGUCCCGAUCACGGAUUUCGUCCUUGAUGACGUGCAGGGCACCGUCGAGAGCACGGGCACCGAUAUUUAUAUCGUGUGCGGCUCGGGCAGUUGUUCCGACUGGACGUGGACGGAUGUGAGUAUCUCCGGCGGGAAGACGAGUUCGUCGUGCACGAAUGUGCCGAGUGGGAUUAGUUGUUAGUAUCUGAGAGGG